AUGGCAUAUCAGAGCCUUGCAUCACCCGAAAAUCAUGCCGAGCAGAUAGAGAUGGAUGAGCGGAGAUUCGCACAUCAACCCCGGAUUAUAAAGCAUGGCAAAGGUCAUGAGAAGAAUGUCAACUCAGUGUCAGCGUGGUCCUGGGAGAUCGCCAGUGUUGCUGGUAGCCUGCUCACCAAAACCGCCAUCGUCGUCCUGCUGGCUUAUUAUGGCGGGCGACCAUUGGCUGACUGGAAUUCAUCCAUGCCAUAUGACAUAUCCUUGAACGCUGUGAUUGCCGUCCUGACAACUGGAAACAAGGCGUUUAUGCUCUAUGCAGUGAGCAGUUGUAUAGGCCAGGCCAAAUGGUUUUGCUUCAAGAGUUCCCAGCGGCUACACAACAUGGAGAUAUUCGACGAAGCAAGCAGAGGCUCAUCUGGGUCAGUGUGGUUGAUUUUCAAGGUGGCUUGGAAUUUUGCUACCAUCGGAGCAAUCAUCACUGUACUAGCCUUAGGAAUCGAUCCUUUCACACAACAAGUUGUCCAGUUGAAUACACGGAACGUCACUGUUGACGACCCGGACUCGACGUUUGGCUUUGCCCACGAAUAUAACAGAAACUCAACGAUAAGUGCCAACAGCUACUUGGACUCUUUCCCUCAGGAUUUUCAGAUGCAGGGUGCUAUAUACAAGGCCCUAUACGGUUUAGACACGAGACAAAAGGUCAACUGCGCCGGUACUUGUGUCUGGGAUGGCCCAUAUUACUCUCUAGGGUUCUCCAGUAACUGCAGCAACGUUACUAUGCAAACAUUAGAAAGUCAAAAGUGCGGCAAGGAUGCCACAAACACGGCAGCCACUCUCUGCAACAUGACUACUCCAGGAGGAGUGCAAUUGAGCAAACAGGACGUUGAAACCGAUUCAGUAACUUCGUUCCAAGUCCACAGCGUGUCACACCUCGAGGACGUCAAAUUCGAAGACGUCGGUACCGCCCAGAUCAACUUCCUGACACUCGCCGUUUACAUGUCCUCGUUCAAUGGAAACUACGAAGCUCUGGGCGAGAACAUCACGGAAUGUACUCUCAGCCUCGCCGGGUUUGAAUAUUCGAAUAUCACGGCACAAGGUAGCAGCUUUUCGUUGGGAAAUCCCCGGCAGAUUGACCUUCAUCAGGGAUCAGCUCGUGUUGUAACGAAUGACUCUGAUGCUUUGGGCCUUACCGGGAGCGACAUUGUGUUUGAGACUUCUGGAGUCCCAGCUCUGACCAUCUCAUGGCAGGACUGGAUGGCGCUCUCGAAUUUCUUCACAUCAAGCUCUUUCCAGGCAAAUUACGUUUCCGGUAACGCUCGAACGCAGACAACCCCAGGCGCCGGCCAGGCUUUAGAUGGGGCAGACGUGCCCAAUACCUUCAAGGCCAUGACCUCAAGCAUGACGGAUUAUGUGCGCAACGGACCUAAUAUGCAGCUGGCACAGGGGCAGAGGGUGAAUCCCGUUAUAUAUGUGACAGUGCUCUGGGAGUGGCUCAUCCUACCCCUAUUCCUCGAGGUGGCUGCCCUUUUGUUUACUUUUACACUGAUUGUUCGGAGUUGUCUGGAGGCGCAUGUCCCCAUCUGGAAAUCAUCUGCACUUGCUCUGUUGGCUUAUCAGUAUGACGAGACUACUGGUGUUUUAUGCACUCAGAUAAAUCGCCCAGAGAGGCUGAAGCAGUUUGCCAAAGAGACCACAGCUCAUCUAGAGUAG
Messenger RNA from Talaromyces rugulosus, 1710 nucleotides. RefSeq lists its product as uncharacterized. The record is from RefSeq and is a predicted model, not a curated record. The coding region runs from base 1 to 1710 and encodes 569 amino acids. Lineage: Eukaryota; Fungi; Ascomycota; Eurotiomycetes; Eurotiales; Trichocomaceae. The transcript is spliced from 2 exons.